AUGUACCCCUCAUCCAGCUUGACGAGUGUGAGCAACCACCCAUCUUCUGCUUCUAAUCAAUCUUAUGAACAUCAACGAUAUCCCAUGGCCCUUGAUCAGCAACACACGUUACAGGCCUUUAUACCUGGGGUAUUCCACUGCCGGGUACGCUUCGAUGGGAAUCGUCACGCACUGGCUUGUGCCGACCAUCAGAUCACAAGCAAGUUACCCUUAAGCAAUAUCAAGGAAGAGGCAGGCCGUUUCAACGUGUGGUCGGCCAACUAUGGAGUAAUCCGCACUGAGGGCGCUUUUUCCGAUCACAAACUUCGAGACGCUUCCCACGUGCGCACUCGAAUGCUCAGACUCCUUCAAAGUCUUGCAUCGAUUUUGAACCGUAUACUUGUAUUAUCGGCAGGCCAAACGAUACCUUGGGAAGAUCUAUCCGCAUCCAAAUCAGACUCGGAUGAUAACCUGCCCCACGACAACCCAUCACUCACCGAGCUGGGCCAGUUGGCGAACGAGAUGAAGGACGUGAUCACUUGUCUCAUGCGGCUCUCAAUCUUCAUCGAGAAUCCAGCUCCGCACGAUCAGUUCAUAGGAUAUUGUACCAUUGACCAAUCCCACCUUGAGCCUCUUGACAUGAAACACGUACGGGAAAAUUUCCCAUCCAUGGAUCCCCAGCUUGCAAGUCGUCUUGGGCCAGGCAAACUCUCAACGACGCCGAUAUCUCAAUUAUCGUGA
Messenger RNA from Plenodomus lingam JN3, 720 nucleotides. RefSeq lists its product as uncharacterized. The record is from RefSeq and is a predicted model, not a curated record. Lineage: Eukaryota; Fungi; Ascomycota; Dothideomycetes; Pleosporales; Leptosphaeriaceae.